CGCAUUAGCUGUAUCACGCAUUGUCUGAGCAUUGCAGAGCUCUCGACGCCCUUCGCGAAUUGCGCGUAUCGUUUGAGAUCUGAUCUUCGAUCUUCUGACAGUACAUAGAACUUUCAGUUAAGAACAGUAGUCAAUUCUCUCGCCUUUGUCCCUUUUUCUCUGCGUCAUGAAAAACAGCGCUGUUCCCACAGUGGUAGCUGACACCAGCAGCGAAGAGAAGAUCUUCGAAUCCUUAAGUGCGGUCGUUGUCCACCGUGCAUUAUAUGAUUGUCCCGAGUGGGGCCCUCGGCAUAAACUCGAAUGUUUAGAUGGCACCUGCACGAAAAUCUUGGAAGAAAUCGAGACAGCUCUGCAGGCAGAAAACAGUACGCUGAUUUGGCUCUCUGGCUCUCCUGGGACAGGGAAAUCUGCGAUUGCUCAUACAAUCGCCAGCCGCUUAAAAAACAAGUCGAAAUUGGCCGGCACAUUUUUCUUUAGCCGCCAACAUAAAGAUAUGCCAGACAUGACCAGCCUUGAUUUCUUUGCGCCUACCUUGGCCUACCAAAUUUCGAAAAGUAAACACCUGGCAAAGGACGCCGUGAUUCAAUCCAUCAGAUCCGACCCUAUUAUCCUCGAUCCAAAGAAGUCGUUUGCUGAACAAAUCCGAGACCUACUAGUCAAGCCGUUACAGAAUUUGCAGGUUUCAUGGGGGCAUUUGGAACCAAAGGCGCUUGUAAUUGAUGCGAUUGACGCAUGCAAAGAAGGACGCAUCUGCGAGCUUAUUUCAUGUCUUUCAAACCUCCUUCACCAGCCGCACAUCCCGCACUUGCACAUCGUCAUCACUAGUCGUCCUCUUCAUGCUAUUGAUGAUGCAUUCGAAGCUAUUGGCUUCGAGGAGUCGAUACAUCGCAUCGCUCUUGAUGAUGUUGAUGUUACUGAAGACCUUCGUCUUCUCUUCAAGCGCGCUCUGGAGAGGAGUUAUAGGCAUCACGGACUCGAAUACCCUGGAUUAGAGUCCGAUGAUCAGACAAUCCUCUGUCUCGCUGACAGGGCAAGCGGUCGGUUCAGAGCUGCGUCAACGAUGAUAAGAUUUCUCGAGACUGACGACGACGACGAAGUGCCGUGCAAUUUGGAUGAAAAAAUCGACCUUAUGAAGGAUCCUGGUGAUGCAUAUUUGGAUUCCACCCAAAUAUUCCGGUUCUACGAGUUCGUCAUCAACCUGUCAGAAAAUCCAACGCGUGCAUACCGGCAUCUGUCCACGGUGGUCAAUCUCGCCAAACCAUUAGCAAUUAUGCACUUGCGGAAGCUUCUGGGAUCUUCAGAAAGUGAUUUAUCGUCCAUUCUCGUGUCGUUAUCUCCAAUAGUCAGCGUCCCUGCCGAUGAUUCUCGCCCUGUCGAAGUUCUCCACACGGAGUCACUUCGCAAAUUUCUUUCUCAACAUCCGUCUUCAUCGUGCACAUUUCAGCUCCUUGCACAGUCUAGUCUGCGCACAAUGAAAAAUUCAUUUCUGCGCCAGUCUGGCCUGAAAGAUGAGCUACAGCAAAUGGCGACACUGACGAAGAUACCUAUUGAAGCAGGUCCACAAUCAGAUAAUGUUCGUAUAUUACGAACACAUGCUAUCCUCACGUUAACAUUUGCACAGGUUUUGUUGGGUUUCCUGAAGUUUUGUUUAGCGCAGCCAUGCAGCAAGACCAUAUAUGCGGCCACAUGGUACCGCGAAUAUGCGCAGUCAGGGACUGGCACUACUUGCUGUGCUCCGCCUACUGUUCAGCCCUGUAAUAUGUCUGAGGACAUAUCUAAGGCUCGGUCGGCACUGAUGAACUUCCGAGCGAAAUCUGAAUUUCGCGACUCACACGUCUUCGAACUCUUGUCAACAUUACAAGCUCUACCAAAAAUGUUGAUCAUCGUGAUACUCUUGGCAAUUCGUCACGCUCACCUUUCCACCUCCAAUGAUAUCAAUUCGACAGAUGGGUCUGAUGACGAAUCGGACAUACCUCCAGCGCUCAAGCACUUCGUGCGAUACGUACGGGAGGGAGGCGAGCGAAAUCUAUCUAGCUCACCAGCCCUUAGACAUGCUUGCCAACAUUGGGGUUGGUAUCUCUCUCAGGGUUCAACGGUCGUGGAUACACAUCUGCGCACAUAUCUGCGUGCCUUUUGGCAGGAUAAGCUACUGUCGUGGUUUGAAAGGCAGUGGUAUUUGGGGGGUUUAGAAUCAUGCAUAGCCAUCCUGACCAUUGUACAGACCAUCAAUUUCAAUGAGUAAUUUGCUUAAAAUUCUAAUUUACGAUGUAUAUUACUUGAUAACCUCUGUCGCAGAGCUGCUCUAUGCGGUUAAACCACUUAGC
Molecule: messenger RNA, 2324 nt
Organism: Suillus discolor
Lineage: Eukaryota; Fungi; Basidiomycota; Agaricomycetes; Boletales; Suillaceae
Exons: 3
Coding region: 167-2242 (691 amino acids)
Source: RefSeq, a predicted model, not a curated record